GUCAGGUUUCUUGCUCAGCUUUUGUCUUUCCUCCAUUCCCAUUAUCCAACUAAGUUUGAGCAUACAUUCAGGAUCUUGUUUCUUUCUUUCUUGAUACUACAAUCUGUGUUCUUCCAAAACACCAGUAAUUUUCUGUAAGGGCCCAUGUUGGGGUAUCUAUCUUGAUAUCCACUUCAUUGUUGAGUGAUUAAAUCAUCUGUUUGAACUUCACCCUUCUUCUUUAUCUGCACCUUUUGCUAUAAUUUAGUUGAAGAUUGUCGUCUUCUUUUUUUCCUAAAAAGAGAAAAAACACAUGUAAGACACCAACCAUAAGAUGCACUUGAGUUCAAGCCAAGCACCUCCUACUUGUGGUCGUUUGCUUUUAUUAAUUUUGCUUCAUCUAUCCUGAAUUUCUCGUGCCUUAUAUUCAUAUUUGACUCAACAACAUCAUGAAGAGCAUCAAGGCUAUUAGUCAUGCCAUAUUUGUCUUGUUCAUCCUCUCUCUGAGUGCAAGAUGCUAUGGACAACUAGACCUUGAUAUAGCUCCAAUGGAGAUAGCAGAGCAAGAAGCUCUAUACUCUACCAUUCAAGGCUUUGUUGGUAAUUCAUGGAAUGGCUCAGAUCUCUAUCCAGAUCCUUGUGGUUGGACUCCUAUUCAGGGGGUCUCUUGUGAUCUUUUUGAUGGAUUUUGGUAUGUUACUGUCUUGAACAUUGGACCCAUCCAAGACAAUUCUCUGAGUUGUGCUCAAAAUUUGGAAUUUAGACCACAGUUAUUUGAGCUCAAGCACCUAAAGUCUCUAUCCUUCUUCAAUUGUUUUCAAUCAGAAAAUAGAUUUCCAAUCACCAUCCCCGCUGGAAACUGGGAGAACCUGGUUGACAGUUUAGAAUCACUGGAGUUCAGAUCAAACCCGGGUCUCAUUGGAAACAUGCCCUCAAGUUUUGGUGUCCUCAAGAACCUCCAAUCACUAGUACUAUUAGAAAAUGGUGUAACUGGUGAAAUACCACCAGAACUUGGCAAUCUCACCAAGUUGAAGAAGCUUGUUCUUGCUGGAAACUAUUUUACUGGGAGGAUUCCAGAUGUUUUUGGUGGGCUAAAUGAGUUGUUAAUCUUUGAUUUAAGUAGAAAUUCAUUAUCUGGGACUUUGCCUUUGACACUUGGAAGCUUAAUCUCAGCAUUGAAGCUGGAUGUAAGCCACAACAACCUUGAAGGAAAUCUUCCAAAUGAAUUUGCAAAUCUUAAGAACCUGACCCUAAUGGACCUAAGAAAUAACCGAUUCACUGGUGGGUUGACCUUGUCUUUUCAAGAGAUGCAUUCCUUAGAGGAAAUGGUUUUGUCUAACAAUCCAUUAGGAGGAGACAUCAGGGCCCUAAAGUGGGAAAACCUUAAGAACUUGGUCAUUUUGGAACUCUCUAGCAUGGGCUUGACAGGGGAAAUUCCUGAGUCUAUUUCAGAAUUAAAGAGGUUGAGAUUUUUGGGACUUAGUGAUAACAACCUCACUGGCAACCUGCCACCGAAGCUGGAAACUCUUCCUUGUCUCAAUGCACUUUACCUAAGUGGAAACAAUCUCACAGGAGUGCUUAAAUUCUCCAAAGAGUUUUUUGGCAAGAUGGGAAGGCGUUUUGGGGCAUGGAACAACCCCAACCUUUGCUACUCAGUUAGAGUAAUAUCAACCAGCAGUGUUCCAUAUGGAGUAAAACCAUGCCAGAAAGAGGUCACUUUGUUAGAACCUAAUACAAAAACUGAGCUGAUCAAUGAGGAUAGGAAUGAUACUUCCCAUUUCAUAGCCUCUACGGGAUUUUCUAGCUGUCCUAUUAAUGGCCUCUGGUGGACUUUUCUGGAUGAAAUAUUGAUUACGGGUCUAUUUUUAAUUCUUAUAUAGCUCUUUAAUCAAGGAGAGUUCCAAUUUGUGCUUUAACCU
Abrus precatorius (Indian licorice) is the source of this 1898-nucleotide messenger RNA. Its product is annotated as piriformospora indica-insensitive protein 2-like. Gene Ontology annotation, molecular function: protein binding. The coding region runs from base 429 to 1859 and encodes 476 amino acids. The record is from RefSeq and is a predicted model, not a curated record. The transcript is spliced from 2 exons. Gene Ontology annotation, cellular component: plasma membrane. Lineage: Eukaryota; Viridiplantae; Streptophyta; Magnoliopsida; Fabales; Fabaceae.